CAACAACUCGAGUUAUUGGGAUCAACUCGUUUAUGACAUAGUAUCAGAGCUGGUUUGGCCAAGUGGUCGUGUGUUCGAAUCUCCACGACCCCCCCAAUAUAACACUUAAUUAAAGCACAAGGUAUUGUGGGCCUGUGCAAACUUCAAGCAGUCAUGGGUUGGCUUUUCGUUUGAGGGGGGCGUGUUAGAGAGUGCUAUAAGAUCCAACAUAACAUUCUCACAACAGCUCGAGUAUUUGGGAUCAACUGGCCGGUUUAUGACAUGCAAUAGAUGAAGCAUGAAACGUAAGUCGCAAUGUCUACAAUCUUAAUCUUCGGUUAGUAGAUAACAAGUUUUUUUUUUGUUAAUAAAAUAAAUAUCAAGUUAUUAGAUGGAUUUUAGCUUGUAUGAAAAAUUCUCAUUUUGUAUAUGGUUAUUCUCAUCCACAAAGUAAUUAAAAAUCCUUCACACCAAGAUUUUAAAACAAACAACUUAUUGAUACCGUAUUUCAAUUAGGUUUAUCAUUGUCAUUUGUCAACUUCUAUAUGCUAGUGCUAGGUCAACCAAGGAAAAACCCCAACCACAAAUCACAACUCUCAUCAUCCGCCCAAAAAAGCUAGGUUCAGCUAGAGACCUUCGCAGGUUCGGGCGGGUUGCCCUUAGCAUUUACCGUGAUGUAUUGGGCCUGCGCAGCAUAAAUCGGGCUUCUCACCUAUUUCCUAGCCCGGAAAACCAUCGGCCCAAUUAAACAGCCCACUACGCUUGGGAAUAGCCAGCCUCGCAACUGUUCUUGUUGAAACUAGGGUUUAGGGGGAGGUUAUAUUCCGAUUCCUCUAUAACGGCGAGUUGCAGAGCUUUCUUCAAUCUUCACUCAUCUUUCAAUUAGCAUUUACCGUGAUGUGGUUAACUACCAUCUGAUUGGGCCUGCACAGUAUAAAUCGGGCUUCUCACCUAUUUCCUAGCCCGGAAAACCAUCGGCCCAAUUAAACAGCCCACUACGCUGGGGAAUAGCCAGCCUCGCAGCUGUUCUUGUUGAAACUAGGGUUUAGGGGGAGGUUAUAUUCCGAUUCCUCUCUAACGGCGAGUUGCAGAGCUUUCUUCACUCAUCUUUCGGUUUUCGCUGGUAACGUCCCGCUUGUUCCCUUAACCUACCUCAUCUCCUUCGUUUUCCCAGUUCGAUUCUGCGUCUUCUUCGCUUCUUCUGAAUUGUGGAUUUCUGUCCUUGAUCUUCAUUCCCGCCAUUUCCUUUACCAUUGUUUCAACGCAAUUCUUCUAAUUUGUCCAAUCGCUGCUCUAUUGUCUUGCAGGCAGUGAAGGAUCCGGAACCAUGAGUAAGCUUCAGAGUGAUGCGCUGAGGGAGGCCAUCUCUACCAUCAGGACUAGAUCGGCAGAGAAGCCACGCAAGUUCACCGAGACUGUUGAGCUUCAGAUUGGGCUGAAAAACUAUGAUCCUCAGAAGGAUAAGCGUUUCAGUGGGUCUGUUAAGUUGCCACACAUCCCCCGUCCCAAGAUGAAGGUGUGCAUGCUUGGAGAUGCCCAGCAUGUUGAAGAGGCAAAGGCACUGAAUCUGGAAUACAUGGAAGUGGAGAGCUUGAAGAAGCUCAACAAGAACAAGAAGUUGGUGAAGAAGCUUGCUAAGUCAUACCAUGCAUUUUUGGCCUCUGAAUCUGUUAUCAAGCAAAUUCCUCGUCUUCUGGGCCCUGGCCUGAACAAGGCAGGAAAGUUCCCUACCCUCGUCUCCCAUCAAGAAUCCCUGGAGGCUAAAGUGAACGAGGUCAAGGCAACAGUGAAGUUCCAGCUGAAGAAAGUUUUGUGCAUGGGUGUCGCUGUUGGAAACUUGGACAUGGACGAUAAGCAAGUGUUCCAGAACGUUCAGAUGAGCAUCAACUUCCUUGUCUCCCUGUUGAAGAAGAACUGGCAGAAUGUUAAAGUGUUGAACUUGAAGACUACGAUGGGCACUCCCGUGAGAAUCUUCUGAGCAGGCGCCGCCGGGUUCUGGUCUCUUUAGGAUUUUGCUUUGUUUGGGGGGUUGUGUAUGAGUUGAAUGAACAAUAUAGGCUGUGCGCAAUUAUAUCAGACAGUGCAGAUGGUUUGGACUUGCAGUUCGUUAAGAAAUUGUCUUUCUCUUCUACAUUGUUAACUUUAGUGCAAACACUUUUAGGGAAGAUACUGCAGAUUGCAGAAGGGGAAGUCUGAUUCUUCUUCCUCGUAUUUUGCCUUGCAUUUAAAGUUUCUCUCUUUUUGUAUGGUUCCUAGACUUCUAUUAUUGCUUGGCCGUUGCCAUUUGAAUAGCUUGCUACGAGGUAUGUUACAAUUAGGGCUCGUUUGGAACCUCCGAUUUCAGAUGUUAUAUUAUCAAUAUACAUGUAUCUUGAGAAUACAACGUUUUUUGACUUGAUGUAAUAACAGAAAGCAUGUAUUCAUAAUACAUGUUGUAUUCCUAAUACAUUGAGAAUGAUGUA
Messenger RNA from Linum trigynum, 2441 nucleotides. The record is from the annotation of a GenBank genome assembly. Lineage: Eukaryota; Viridiplantae; Streptophyta; Magnoliopsida; Malpighiales; Linaceae.